This is a messenger RNA of Atta colombica, 3151 nucleotides long. RefSeq names its product zinc finger protein 2-like. The transcript is spliced from 12 exons. The record is from RefSeq and is a predicted model, not a curated record. Lineage: Eukaryota; Metazoa; Arthropoda; Insecta; Hymenoptera; Formicidae. Gene Ontology annotation, molecular function: zinc ion binding. Gene Ontology annotation, cellular component: nucleus. Bases 813 to 2996 code for a protein of 727 amino acids.
CUUUCUCGAAGGCCGCCGGAUAAGUAAAAACGCGCGGGCAACGAAUACGUCGCCAUUUUCAAGAUUUCUUAGCGUCGCGACGGAUACCCGGUCUGAUACGAUCUUUCAUCGUGCGAAUGUGAAUGUCGUCACCAAACACCGCUCGAUUGCUGUUCAACUCUCUCGCUGCCAAUUGUUCACAUCAGGGAAUGAAAAUUUCAAGUCAGUGCUGACAACUUUUUGCGUCUUAUUAUCGUUGUCGCGGCCGAUCACCAUUUACGAUUGCUACGCGUGCCGUUGCCUUCUCAGCUGUGAUUACUGUGAAUCACGGCGCACGUGCUUACGCUCAUGUAGAAUCAUGUGCGUGAUCGGAGGCAUUUCUUUCAACGACGUAUCAUUUUUCGGCGAUGUACCCGCGGUUCUCUCGUUGCCACUCUAUGAAUCUCAUCUAUGACAGCGUCUUCAACAGCGUUCGACGCGGACAUGACAGAAGAAACGGACGGCCGUGUUCCGCGUCGAAUGCGUGUCGCAACCUCGUGCUUGUCGACGAGUCACGCGUUCACGCUCGCAUCUUCUGGCAAUGUGCAAGGCUAGCGUGGCUCUCGUUAAACCUGAAAACUGCUCGAUUCUCGCGCAACACGAGAUUGUUCGCACGGAGAUUCAACGUACUUUUAUAGACAAUGAAACCGCAGAUAGAUAGUAAAUUGUACACGACAUCUUAAACGCGAUGCAUCGACAAGAACAAACGUCUUAACAUUCGGAGCUUCGAUGCUUACAGAUUCUUUGAUGUCAUUGAUUCGCUUAUAUACAUCUCGCAUUAAACGUAGUGAAACAUGAUGGCUGAUUUCGAUAAAGAUUCUAUGCAAUGUUGUUUGGUGUGUAACACUAAAGUUGGGCUAUCUGCUAGAAACAGUAUACCCAUCUUUGAUGAGUCUUAUACCAUAUCUAAGAAACCACUUGUGGAUGUUAUAUCAGCUGUUUUAGGCAUUGAUAUUAGUCAUGACUCUGUGCAUUCUCCUAUCAUUUGCAAAAAGUGUUUUAAGCAGUUCAAUGAGGCAGAUGAACUUAAAAGUAAAGUAACGAAACUCAAAACAGAAUUAUGUAACAGCUAUAAAAAGACAAUUGAAGUUCACAAGUUGUGUGAUAUAUUUCAAAAUGAAGAAUAUAACGAUCAUGAUUAUACAGACAAUACAGAAAGUCAAAAUAUUUUAACAAAGGAAGUGCAGGAAAGUGCAGAAGAGAUUACGCAAGAAAAAAAAGAACAAGAAUUGUUUAUAGAACAAGAUAACUCUUUACAUUACUUCACAGAAGUUGAAGAAGAAGAUGAAACAAGUAAUUCGAAUGAUACAAAGAAAUCAAAGAAGAGUAAAAUUAAAGUAGAACAACCUCAAGAAGAUAUUGUAUUUAGAAAUGAAUCUUCAUACACCUGUUUGGUAUGUCCAAACGACGAAGAAAAAUUCACGGCAGAUGCUAAACUCAUUAUAACUCACAUGAAAGACGUACAUGACUUACGUUUGUAUAUUUGUGAUGUAUGUGGGCAGGAUUUUAGAAAGAGAAACGAACUUUCCACACAUCUCGAUGAUCACGUCGCAAAAGAGGAAGGGGACUUUCAAUGCGAAAUAUGUAAUAGAAUAUUUAGUAAUUUGCGAUUAUUCCGUAUUCAUAAAAGAAUACAUUAUCCGCAAGUAAAAUCAUGGCCCUGUGAAACAUGUGGAAAGAGAUACAAUUCCAAAAAUUUAUUAGAGGAACAUAUAAACACACACACUGGUGUUCGUCCAUAUAUAUGUGAAAUCUGUGGCAAGGACUUCGCAUCCAAGUAUACAUACAAAGCGCACGUAAAAACGCACGAAAUACGACCUCGUCCAUUCGAGUGUACUCAGUGCAAUAAAACAUUUUUGAGCCAGCAAAAUUUGAAUCAACAUGAACGAACGCAUAAUGGCACAAAGGAAUUUGUAUGCCAUCAGUGUGGUAAGGCUUUUACUUCUGCACAUAAUUUAGAGGUACAUAAUAUAGUACAUACCGGAUUUAAACCCUAUGACUGUAGUAUAUGUGGUAAAUCGUUUGCGCGUAAAGCGGAAAUUCGUGAUCAUGAGAGAACUCACACAGGUGAGAAACCUUAUCAGUGCGAGUUUUGUGGAGCUACAUUUAGUCAAAGAUCGAAUCUACAAUCUCACAAGCGAGCGACGCAUUAUAAUGAUAAACGUUAUAAGUGUGACGAAUGUGGAAAAGGUUUUAAAAGAAAAAGAUUAUUGGAUUAUCACAUAAAAGCGGCGCACACUGGUGAAAGACCGUAUAAGUGUGAUAUAUGUGCAGCUACAUUUGUCUACCCUGAGCACUUUAAGAAGCAUACACGUAUACAUACAGGCGAAAAACCAUAUCUUUGCGAGGUUUGCGGCAAAGCAUUUAAUAGCAGAGAUAACAGAAACGCUCACAGAUUUAUACAUAGCGAUAAAAAGCCAUAUGAAUGUUUGGUGUGUGGCAUGGGUUUCAUGAGAAAACCAUUACUUUACGCACACAUGCAAGUUCAGGGUCAUUUGAAUGAUACCAUAGUAGUAAACCAACCACGAUUGACAACGGAAGAAGAGCAAGUAAUAACUAUUCCCAAUAAUAACGAACUACUAAUGGAAAAAGUUGAGAAUGAAGAGCUUGGUGAAACUGGAUUAUACGUAACUGAACUGAAAGAUCAUGUUAUUAUACAAGAAGGGGAAGAUCAGAUAUAUAAUGAAGAGGAUGUUGUAUUAAAUAUACCAGCAGAAGAAACCGUAACUGAUGAAGUAAAUCAUCUUGUUGAAGAUCAGAUAAAUUUUGUGGAGAGUGAAGUUACUGCAGACGAUUGUAAAGUUGAAACUGAAGUAGAAACGGUAUACACUUAUAACGAGAACGAAGAAGGCGAGACAAUAGUUGUACCAUCCGCUUCGCAAGAAGAAGAUAAGAAUGUGCGAUUAGUACAGAUUAGAUUUCCGACUUCUGUAGAUGGAGAAGGCAGAAGUUGGUUAAGCUUAGUACAAAAUACUUGAAUUAAUUAAUCAAGACGUUAUAUAAUUUACUAGGUACAGAAAGUAGAUAUAGACAACACAGAAUCUAAAAUCAGGACAUAAGACUGAUGAGCUUUCUACAAUAAACUGUUACUUAGGCUUUAAGUCUUAAGCCAUAAGAAAUUAAUUAUAGUCUA